UGAUAUCUUUGACAUUCCUCUCUGCUGUGUCCAGAGCCAGGGCCAGCACACAGAGAGGCUGAUUAAGAUGGGGUUUAAGAAGUUUCAUCAGUUUCUAUAUCAAGAAGAGAGAACCAGGAUAGCUGCACUGAAGGAGGAAGAGGAGCAGAAGAGUCAGAUAAUGAAGAAGAAGAUUGAGAAGAUGAGCAGAGAGAUAUCAUCACUUUCAGACACAAUCAGAACCAUAGAGGACGAGCUGGGAGCUGAGGACAUCUCAUUCCUGCAGAACUACAAGGAUACAGUGAAAAGAGCCCAGUGCACACUGCCAGAUCCAGAGAGGGUUUCAGGAGCGCUGAUAGACGUGGCAAAGCACCUGGGAAACCUGCAGUUCAGAGUCUGGGAGAAGAUGCAGGGAGUAGUUCACUACACUCCAUUGACUCUGGACCCCAACACUGCCCACCCAGAACUCAUCCUGUCUGAUGAUCUGACCAGUGUGAGAUACAGUGAUGAGGAACAGCAGCUUCCAGACAACCCAGAGAGGUUUGAGAGCCAUAGAAUGGUCCUGGUCUCUGAGGGUUUUAACUCAGGAACACACAGCUGGGACAUUGAUGUUAGGAAGAAUAAAGGCUGGGACCUGGGUGUGAUCACAGAGUCUGUCCAGAGGAAGGAAUACAAUGGUUAUUGGCAUGGAUCCUGGGGUGUGUUGUUUGGUGGUGUUGAUUAUAACACACAUGUACCAAAUAAGCCACUCACUCCCUUCACAGUGAGACAGAAUCCCCAGAGGAUCAGAGUGCAGCUAGACUGGGAAGGAGGAAAGCUGUCAUUCUCUGACCCUGUCAAUAACACACAUCUACACGCAUUCACACACACUUUCACUGAGAGAGUCUUUCCAUACAUCAGGAAUCUCUGUUUUCUCCACCCUCUGAGAGUGUCACCAGGUAAGGUGACUGUAUCAGAGGGUACUGUCUCUGUCUGA
This is a messenger RNA of Salmo salar (Atlantic salmon), 955 nucleotides long. The record is from RefSeq and is a predicted model, not a curated record. NCBI's taxonomy places the organism in Eukaryota, Metazoa, Chordata, Actinopteri, Salmoniformes, Salmonidae.